UAUAGACAAGUAGGAAUAGAAGAAGAAGAAGAAUAAGAAUAAAAAGUGAAAAAACACCGUCUUCCAUUAAUGUGUUUCACGGCCAACAACACAACCUCUUAAACGACGGUGAUGAAAUGAAACAACCAAAGUCAAAGUCAGAUCUACAUACUUUAUGACGUCAUAAUUCCAACCCAGUUCAAUUUUUUUUUUUUUUUUUUACUUUCUCAUCUACUUCAUUCAUUUCCAUACUCAUCCUCCAGCUAUCACUCUUGUUUAUUAUCAUUCUCAACCCAAUUUCAUUUUUUACAAAACACUUCCAAACCAAACAUGAUUAUAACAAAACAUGUUAUUAUUCUUUCUAUGUUCAUCUUUAUUUUCUUCUUCAUGUCAAAACCAUGUUUAUGUGGUCUUCAAUAUAUUGGUUCAAUCUCACCUGGUACGGAUGGUUCACAAAUGGAUUGGAUUGACAGAGAAGGAAAAUUUCUUCUCUCCAAAACCCAAAAUUUCGCUUUAGGUUUCGUCACCACUGCGAACGACACCACCAAGUUUCUAUUAGUUAUUGUUCAUUUAGCUAGCUCCACUGUGAUUUGGACUGCUAAUAGAGGAAAACCAGUUUCUAAUUCUGAUAAUUUUGUCUUUGAUAAAAAGGGUAAUGCUUUUUUACAAAAAGAUGGAAUUUUGAUUUGGUCUACCAAUACAACCAAUAAAGGGGCUUCUUUAAUGGUGUUGGAAGAUAGUGGGAAUUUGGUUUUGCUUGGGAAGGAUAAUAGUACGGUAAUUUGGCAAAGUUUUGAUUUUCCUACUGAUACUUUGAUGCCUCAACAGGUUUUUAAGGAAGGAAUGAAGAUUACUAGUGAACCUAGUUCAAAUAAUUUGACCUAUGUUCUUGAGAUUAAAUCUGGUAAUGUUGUUCUUUCUGCUGGUUUUAAAAUUCCACAGGUUUAUUGGACUAUGCAGGAGGAUAACAGGAAAACCAUUGAUAAGGAUGGUCAUGUUGUGGUUUCGGCGAAUCUUAGUGACAAUUCUUGGAGAUUUUAUGAUGACAAGAAGUCUUUGUUGUGGCAAUUCAUUUUCUCUGAUGAUGUAGGUGUAAAUGCAACUUGGAUUGCUGUUUUGGGAAGGGAUGGUGUUAUUACUUUCUCUAAUCUCAACAGUGGUGGGUCGAAUGGUGAUUCUUCGACUAGGAUACCACAAGAUCCUUGUGGGACACCGGAGCCAUGCGAUCCUUAUAGCAUAUGCACGAACAACCGAAGGUGUAGCUGUCCUUCUAUUAUUCCUAAUUGUAAACCUGGUUUUUUUUCUCCUUGUGAUGAUAAAUCAGAAAACUCUAUCCAAUUUUUGAAAGGUGAUGACGGACUUGGUUACUUUGCACUUGAUUUUCUUCAGCCCUUUUCGAAAACCGAUUUGGCUGGUUGUCAAACAUCGUGCCGGGGAAAUUGCUCUUGUCUUGCAAUGUUCUUUCAUAAAAGUUCCGGAAACUGCUUCCUGUUGGAAAGUGUAGGAAGUUUUAAGAAAUCUGAUGAUGGUGCUGAUUCUGGUUAUGUUUCUUACAUUAAGGUCUCAAGUGAUGCAGGCAAAAAAGGAGGUGGAACCAGCAAUAAACACAUCAUUGUUGUUGUUGUUAUUGUCAUAUUAACUUUGUUUGUGAUUUCCCUUCUGCUCUUUGUUGGGGUUAGAUACUACAGAAAAAAGAAAAUGUUACCUGAAUCUCCAAAAGAGAAUUCAGAAGAGGACAAUUUCCUGGAGAAUUUAACCGGUAUGCCAGUUCGCUACCGCUACAAAGAUCUCGAAGUUGCAACUAGUAACUUCUCAACGAAGCUUGGUCAAGGAGGUUUUGGUUCAGUUUAUAGAGGAGUUCUACCUGAUGGAACUCAAUUAGCCGUGAAGCAGCUGGAAGGUAUUGGUCAAGGAAAGAAAGAGUUCAGAGCCGAAGUUAGCAUCAUUGGAAGCAUUCAUCACCUUAAUUUGGUAAGACUUAAAGGAUUUUGUGCAGAUGGAACACAUAGGCUUUUAGUUUAUGAGUAUAUGGCUAAUAACUCGUUGGAUAAAUGGAUAUUCAAGAAGAAAAAAGGUGAUUUUCUUUUGGAUUGGGAUACAAGGUAUAAUAUAGCAGUAGGAACGGCAAAAGGGCUAGCUUAUCUACAUGAAGAUUGUGAUUCAAAGAUUGUUCAUUGUGACAUCAAACCUGAAAAUGUGCUUCUAGAUGACCAUUUCAUGGCCAAAGUUUCAGAUUUUGGUUUAGCCAAACUCAUGAAUAGAGAACAAAGUCAUGUUUUUACAACAAUGCGAGGAACACGUGGAUACCUUGCACCUGAAUGGAUAACAAGCUAUGCUAUAUCAGAGAAAAGUGAUGUAUACAGCUAUGGGAUGGUAUUGCUAGAGAUUAUUGGUGGAAGGAAGAACUAUGAUACUAAUGAGAGUUCAGAGAAAAGUUAUUUCCCUAGUUUUGCUUUUAAGAUGAUGGAAGAAGGGAAAGUGAGAGAUAUACUUGAUUCCGAGCUGAAAAUUGAUGAGCAUGAUGAUAGGGUUCAAUGUGCUAUAAGGGUUGCAUUGUGGUGUAUACAAGAAGACAUGUCUAUGAGACCUUCAAUGACCAAAGUUGUUCAAAUGUUGGAGGGUCUCUGCACUGUUCCUAAACCACCAACUAGUUCUUACUUGAGUACUCGUCUUUAUUCUACUAUGUUCAAAUCAUCUACUAGUGAAGGAGGAACCUCUUCUGGACCAUCAGAUUGUAAUAGUGAUGCUUAUUUAUCAGCAGUUCGUCUUUCUGGCCCAAGAUAACACAGCAACAAUUGCUCUAUGUAUUUUUAUUUUUUGUAUUGUAUUGUAAUGUAAUAUUAUUGAGGAAAUUAGUUGAUAUGUAAUUAAUCUUGGUAUAGGACUUUUACUCUUGUAAAUUUUGUCUUUUAAGUUUCUCAAAUCUUGCUAUUAGCCUAUUUCCUACAAAUAUGAAAUUGGAUUUUGCAGUCA
Molecule: messenger RNA, 2952 nt
Organism: Medicago truncatula (barrel medic)
Lineage: Eukaryota; Viridiplantae; Streptophyta; Magnoliopsida; Fabales; Fabaceae
Product: G-type lectin S-receptor-like serine/threonine-protein kinase SD2-5
Exons: 1
Coding region: 310-2763 (817 amino acids)
Biological process (GO): protein phosphorylation
Molecular function (GO): protein serine/threonine kinase activity; ATP binding
Source: RefSeq, a predicted model, not a curated record